GUUUUAUUGUAAUGGAAUAAAAAAGGUGCUUGCCUCGUCUAAACCUCGAACCUAAACGGCCAAACCCCAGCAAAGGGCUCACUGCAAACAAACGUUCGCAACCAUCUCCUUUCGCUUCGAAUCACUCGUGAAAAACAAUGAGGAAACUAAAGUUUCAUGAAAAGAAGCUUUUGAAGAAGGUAAAUUUUUUGGAAUGGAAGAGAGAAGGGGGUCACAGAGAGAACCUGGUUAUGCAACGCUACCAUAUUACUGGACGGGAUGAUUACAAAAAAUAUUCAAGUUUAUGCCACAUGGUUCAGAAGUUAGUAAACAUAUUGAAACAGAUGGACCCAAAGGAUCCUUUUCGGAUUGAUAUGACUGAUAAGCUUUUGGAAAAGCUCUACAACAUGGGUGUGAUUCCAACCAGGCAAAGCAUCACACUAUGUGAACGCUUAACUGUGUCAUCCUUCUGUAGGCGUAGGCUCUCAACUGUUUUGGUGCGACUAAAAUUUGCGGAGCACUUGAAAGAAGCUGUCACAUACAUUGAACAGGGGCAUAUAAGAGUUGGUCCAGAGACAGUUACAGACCCAGCUUACCUUGUAACUAGAAACAUGGAAGACUUUGUUACAUGGGUGGAUUCAUCCAAGAUAAAGAGAAAAGUGCUUCAGUACAAUGACAAGUUAGAUGACUAUGAUUUAAUGAAUUAAGUCUAAGGCUAAUUGUCGCUUAUUGUGGUUUGCUACAUGAAUCGUGGAAGAGUGUUUCAUUUGGCAGGUAGUUUAGAGAGGCAUGAAUUUUUGUGGGAUUUUUUAAUCUUAAAUUCAUAUCAGAUUAAGGUGAUGUAAUGAAGCUGGAAAUUCGUGAAUCAUGAUAGUGAUAUCAAAUAUUUUGCAUUUUUCCAUUCA
This is a messenger RNA of Cajanus cajan (pigeon pea), 884 nucleotides long. RefSeq lists its product as uncharacterized. Gene Ontology annotation, cellular component: small-subunit processome; Mpp10 complex. The record is from RefSeq and is a predicted model, not a curated record. Lineage: Eukaryota; Viridiplantae; Streptophyta; Magnoliopsida; Fabales; Fabaceae. Gene Ontology annotation, molecular function: snoRNA binding; rRNA binding. Gene Ontology annotation, biological process: rRNA processing; ribosomal small subunit biogenesis.